AGCGCACCGCCGGCAGAGGCAGCGCGGGCACCCGGGUACAGGCGCCCGUCUAUCGGCUCCGGUUUGAAGUGAUCAACGGUCAUGACAAGUGUGUCACCUCCUUCUUCAUCUUUUGCUCCAAAUUGGCAGGAUACGCCGCUCCGCAGCCACCCGGUGCCGGGGGGAAAUAACGGGCUGAAUCCCUUUUUUUAUUAUUUAUUUGCUGGCGCUUUUGCGUUAUUGGAAACGUGAUCGGACCUGGCUGAUCGAUCGAGCCCAUCAUGGAUUAACACACGCAAAGACGGCGCAAAUAAAAAGUUCCAGAUGCUGAACAUGUCCACCCCCAGUGAGCUCAAAUCUGCCUGUGUCACAAGGAACGGCAUGGUCAAACUGCCCCCCCAGCCCAACGGCCUGGGCUCUGCUAGCAUCACCAAGGGUACCCCUGCAGCCAAGAACCGCCUGUGCCAGUCCUCCUCUGCAGCACCCACCAUCCUGCCCCCACCCAGUCUGCCCUACCGCAUGGAGGCCCCACCGAUGGCAGCCUCCUUGCUGGGACCGGACCUUUCGGAGCACCCCCACCAGCUCCGCAAGUUCCCCAGACCCACCCCCCAGGAGUGGCAGCUGGCGCUGGAUGAGAAAGUUCUGGACCGGCUGUUGUGGUACUUCACCACAGCCGAGAAGUGCAUUCUGGCCCAAGUGUGCAAAACCUGGCGCAAGGUUCUGUACCAGCCGAAGUUCUGGGAGGGGGUUACGCCUGUGCUUCACACCAAGGAGCUCUACAACCAGCUGCCAGGGGGCGAUAAGGAGUUCAUCAACCUGCAGACAUUUGCCCUGCGCGGGUUUCAGGCCUUCUGCCUGGUGGGCGUCUCAGACCUGGAUAUUUGCGAGUUCAUUGACAACUACCCGCUGUCCAAGAAGGGCGUCAGGUCUGUCAGCCUCAAGAGGUCCACCAUCACAGACGCAGGGCUGGAGGUGAUGCUGGAGCAGAUGCAGGGUCUGAGGCACCUGGAGCUGUCGGGCUGUAACGACUUCACGGAGGCAGGCCUCUGGUCCAGCCUGAACGCACGCCUCACCUCCCUGAGCGUCAGCGACUGCAUCAACGUGGCGGAUGAUGCCGUGGCCGCCGUCUCGCAGCUGCUGCCCAACCUCUCGGAGUUAAGCCUGCAGGCCUACCACGUGACCGACACGGCCAUGGCCUACUUUACCGCCAGGCAGGGCACCGCCACGCACACGCUGCGCCUGCACUCCUGCUGGGAGAUCACCAACCACGGCGUGGUGAACAUGGUGCACAGCCUGCCCAACCUGACGGAGCUCAGCCUGUCCGGCUGCUCCAAGAUCACCGACGACGGCGUGGAGCUGGUAGCCGAGAACCUGCGCAAGCUGCGCAGCCUGGACCUGUCCUGGUGCCCCCGCAUCACCGACGUGGCGCUGGAGUUCAUCGCAUGCGACCUGCAUCGGCUGGAGGAGCUAGUGCUGGACCGGUGCGUCCGGAUCACCGACACUGGCCUGGGGUACCUGUCCACGAUGUCCUCCUUACGUAGCCUCUACCUGCGGUGGUGCUGCCAGGUGCAGGAUUUUGGGCUGCAGCACCUGUUUGGCAUGAGGAACCUGCGGCUGCUGUCCCUGGCAGGCUGCCCCCUGCUGACCACCACCGGACUAUCUGGCCUCAUUCAGCUCCAGGACCUGGAGGAGCUGGAGCUGACCAACUGCCCAGGUGCCACCGCCGAGCUCUUCAAGUACUUCUCCCAACACCUGCCGCGCUGCAUGGUCAUCGAGUAGCAGAGGGGGCGGGGGGCAGGGCGCGCCACGCGCUCACCCACCGGAAAGCUUUCACCGCAAAAAAAAACCGAACCCCGACUAACCUAUUUCAUCCAGAGCCUGAAAGGGAUGUGAGAGAGAGGGGAGCGAGGAAGAGGGCGGCGUGGAUGGCAGAGGCGAGGGCGCGAGGGAGAGCCCCGGGCGGCCCGCCGAAGGGGAGCCGCUACUCGGGAACCGGCAUGCAGGGCGCAGGGAUUAACGCAUCGCUCACAUGACGACCGGGGCACGCCGCCGGUCAAAUGCAACGGAACCUUGGCUGCGGUGUGGCGCCACCCUAUGGUUUUGUAACAUUUUUCGCAGCGAAGAUGGUGCCUAGAGAUUCCUGUGACAUCAUCAUGUGGGGGUUGGGGGGGGGGGUCACGGACGUUUCCCAUUUCCAUACCUUACUGUAAAAUGCGAAAGGAAACCGGAACUCGAAGAGCGAAUUAACAGGUGACUCCAUUCUGCACCGAAGCUGCACGCCAACCUGCUCAUCGUCAUGGAGAUUUUUUAACAUUAUUUUUUAUAUGUAAUUAUUUAUUUACUUUUUUUGAUGAACCCAGCCAGAUGGCCAUGAAAUCUUGCUUUUUUUUUUUGAAAGAAAAGGAAAUCCGAGCCAAGAUAUGGGUGCUGAAUGUGGGGAGGAUUUUAUCAGAAGUUUGGCGGACAGAGGGGGGGCUUCAGGAUUGACAGAUUAUUGACUGGAUCUUAUUUAUGGUCAUGAGGGCCUGUACAUACAGUUAUCUCUGCGCCAUUAUCUUUCUAAUGUUCUCUUAAGCUCAUUUUGACGUCAUUUAACAUGAUAUGGUUCCAGUCUUACCUACGAUGCACUGUGUUUACUUGUACGGUUACCAGCGUAAAAUGGCGGCUUGGACAACGUGGCAGGGCAGAGGCCAGGCUAAGCGUGUGAGCGCCCCCAGUGGGGGGGGGGGGGGGGGGGAGGGCCGCAGAGGGAGGAAGCACUCACUGCAGCAGCCCCAGGUGGAUGAUGAGGCUGCUGUUGUGCACAGACCGGCUUCCUCUUCGUUAACAGCAGGAGGCGCAAGCGCAGAGGUUGGCGAUGACACCCCCCCCCCUGCUGAGUGCCUGAACACCGCUUCCUCUGUACCCUAGACCACUCCAGCUCCCCCUGCUGUCCUCUGACAGUAACUACCCCUGAUUUGUUUCCCCUGUUUCUGCCCUUUUCCCCUCCCUUUUAUCUGCCUUUUUCCCUAUCUGUCGUUUCUACCCCCUGUUGAUCUCCGGUGUCUCUGCUCCUUCGCUUUCAUAUUCCUCCCUGUGUCGCCCCUUUAUUUCCAGGGACACCAGCUUUCAGCCCAGAUUCCUCUGCCUCUGUGACAUGGGCUGUGUUUUUUUCUAUAUGCCCCCCAUCGCAUGGGGUGGGGGGGGUUACAUGAGAGGCCAAGUACGACAGAUUCUCCCUACACAUGACAAGGAGCUCAGUGGGGGCCACGUUUACAUUAUCCUUCUGAACUUUGCCUGCCGGUGACAGAGUCACAGGAGAAAAUCCUCCUUCAGGGUUAAUAAGGUCUGAAACACAGCUGCUGUGAAAUAAACUAUAUAUCAAAUAAAAACAUGCCGUUACUCUCAAACAGCUCAUAGCUACUUCCGCUCUGAAUGUACAGCUUUAACUCUUGAAAAGAGAUCGCUAUAACUUGCAAAUAUGUAUUUAUUUAUUUAUUGACUGAUUUAUGAAUCGCGUAAAAGACGCAUCUCUUGACCACGGAUAUAUUAAGGGUUCAUAACGCCCCCUUGUGGUGGCAGUGGUUAUAGGUUCAUAACUUGGCUGUUAGAGGCUGCCAGUGUGUUGGUGUGGCUAAUCCUUCCUUCGAUUACCGCCGUGGUUGGACAAAAAGGCAGAACUCCCGAUGGAUCUCAUUUUGAAGUGACAGCUCGGCUUACACUGAGUAUCACCCUGGCUAACCUAAACACCUGUCUCGGCACUUAUAUUUUAAGCAAUUAGUUCCUCUUUUUAUUUACUUGUUAUUGAGUCGGAGUGCGGUUGUUCAGUUAAUUUAUGAACAAAUGUAUAUGUUUAUUGGCUGAGGUCCAGAAAUGUGCUUUCGUGUACAAGAGCAGCUUCAACAAGCGUAAGUUUAGCACAGUAACGUUGCCCCAUAGAUUUCGGUGUGUUAAUUAAGCCCCGGGUGUUGUCUUGCUGGAAGACUAUAUGCUGAGGUUUAAAACUGAUAUGCUCGAAGCCUGUCGCUAUGGUGCCAAUGAUAUAUAUGGGUGUUUUGAGUAGGACCAUAGAUUAUUCAACAGAUCAGAGUCCAUUAUGAAGAUAUCGUUGUCUCAGGUCGCUUAUCAGAUGAGAAACAGAUGGAGCUGGAGCUGGUCACGUGAGCAGAGGGGCCAGCGGUGGACAGCUGCCGACAGCUGUGGUCCGUGACGGGCUCGGCCUGAUCUGGCCGCUUUUCUAGUUUACUAAGUACCGGGUGGCGUGAUUUUGAGUCAGCACCAGCAUCGCAAUAGCUGCUGUGCCCGUUGGUCCGGAGGUGGUUUAAAUGAUUUGGACGGAGACCAAGACAGUCAUUUAAUCACGCAUGCUUUGGAGACAAAUCUGAACAACCGCACGCUUGCCAGCAUGAGCAGUGUUUCAGGUAUUUAUUGCCUCCUGGUCUAUUCACUGCGGGCAAAAUUGGACUUGGGAUCGAGACUUUAACUGGAGCCCAAACAGCAAACUUGCUAUUCACCCAGAUACAUUCGUGCGGGGGAUAUAGGCUACAUGAACCUGUUAAUAUUUCUUACGGAGACACGGUGCAUAUAAAUUGCUAACACGUGAAGAAAAAAAUGACAUUUACAUUGACACGGGUUUUAUAACUAUUAUGGGAUUCUGUAUGCUGCGCUUUUAAAAUCAUGCUCUGUAGGGCCGGUGACGGACGGGCGGAAUGACAGCGCCAUUUAAUAACUCUUGUUACUAUAUUUGUGAGCCUGUCGGUGCAGGGAUAAAAUACUAAAUUAUCACAACAUAAAUUUGUUGCACCUGUUAUGGCUGUUUUGUGCAUAUGGAAAGGGCGAUUAAAAGGCAGUAUUAACGGGAAGUUCAAUAAAUCCCUUUCGUAACGAAACGGCAGAAUUCAAUAGUGCAGAAUUGCAAAAUCGGGUUGUUCCUUAGUGUUAUAACCUUAACGGACCUGUAUCGGUUCCGACUUGUAUUUCCAGAAUUUUGUUCAUUAAGAAUAUCAUAGUCUAUGGUAACAACAACAAAUAAAUUACAGUUUUAAAAAUGAAAGAACUUGCACUCAAUGGUUUGUGGUGAGAAAAUACCUGGGAAAUCACUGUUUUGUAUAAAGCACAGCUUAAGCAGCCCCAUGAUGACGGGAUGAAUAAGAAAGCAUUAAAUACAAUUGCCCCUGCGGGUUCGUUGUGGAAGGUGUGAAAACUUCUUCCAAGAUGAGCAGGCAGGCAUUACCAGUGCCAUCUUCAAUUGUGUAUGUGACAAAAAUAGUUUACAUGUCUCACCUCCUUACAGAAAACGAGAUGUAACAAAUAGGUCUACAGAAGCCUCUCAUCCUGUAGAAGCUGAUAGGGACUUAAUUGAUUGCAGCAAGACGAACCUUAAUAAAGAGCAGUUAAUAAUAAAAGAAAUGUGGUCUAAUACUUGAAAUUGGGCUGUUUGUGGGUUUUCUGUUAGAUCCACAGGGGAGAAAUAAAAAAUAAACAGAAAAAACGUUAUAUAGGUCUACUGCUAUUUCACAACGGAUGCUCAAACCGUUAACUGGUUAUACGUUAGGUCUAUAAUAGUUCUGUUGGCACGCUGACAAAAUGUCUAAUGAUGCUUUUCCACUGGCAUACAGGAACCGACCCGAACCCCAGUCGAACCGCGAAGACGGACUAGCUACAGCGGGGUUCCAGCUCGCUUCGGUUUUCCACUGCAGAAGGGUCGAUUUGGUAAAGGCGUUGCUGGGUUUGGAGAGCGACAGUGAAGUCACACGGCGUACAUCAUUUUUUACUGUGUUAAUUUCCUAAUUUUCUAGCACAUCUGUAAGAAUCGCCGUGUUAUGGUAACAUCAAAUACUAGCUAACGGAAUUAGAAUUUGCUUGCGUGAAUUUGAUUUACGAAUCAAUUCCGUUCAGCUGUUCUAUAGUACAUUACGCCGUUUAUUUUCUUCGAAUAAUACUUGCGCAGAACACUGCUGUCUCCGUGCGUUUCAGCCAAUUAGAUGGUGAUGACGCAACCAGCUGGUGUUGGGCACGCUUUCAAGCCGGGGUGCCGGUCGGGUACUUUACGGUGGAAAAAAGCGAGUUCGUGAUAGGGCUGGGUCAAGGUUUGGUGGCAGUGGAAAAGCGCCAAAAUAGUCAAGCCGUCUUGCUUUAACGAGGCCCUUAUUUUCCCCUUAUCUGUAAAUAUAGCAGUGUGAUGAGCUUCAUUUAACAGUAACCCUGUUUGUUAAUUUUAUUAUUCCAUGGCUGCAGUGCCUUGUCAGACAAGCAUUGUCGGUUUCAAAUGGUCUGAUUGCCGUUAGCACCAUUUUAGUAAAAGAUGUAAAUAAAACAA
Messenger RNA from Paramormyrops kingsleyae, 6277 nucleotides. It is a transcript of the gene fbxl16, whose product is annotated as F-box and leucine-rich repeat protein 16. Gene Ontology annotation, cellular component: SCF ubiquitin ligase complex. Gene Ontology annotation, biological process: SCF-dependent proteasomal ubiquitin-dependent protein catabolic process. Gene Ontology annotation, molecular function: protein binding. Lineage: Eukaryota; Metazoa; Chordata; Actinopteri; Osteoglossiformes; Mormyridae. The record is from RefSeq and is a predicted model, not a curated record.